UGGGGUAGCUUUUUUCACCGCACCACCGCCAGCAGCUAACGGGCACAAGAAGCCGUAGGAGCGGAGGAGAAAGCAGCGCAGCACUUCUCUCUCCUGUGCUUUUACGCUUUGCGGAGGCUUUAACGAUCCCCGGGACGCUAGAUAACAAGCCAACACAUCUGUGUUACCUUACGCCGUUUAAUCCUCGAUUUAGCUUCGUUUUAUAUGUUGCAGUGGCGCAUGGAGUCCGCGUUGAAAAGGUCGGUGAGGUGUUUUGCGGACAAGAGAUCAUCCAGCUAAUGUUAGCUAGCCGCAGUGAGCCACGGAUUGACCGGUGUGGAGAGUGGAGAGGCUCGGUGCUGCUGCUGUCCACUCUGCUGAAGGACUUAACGGACUCUGGUAUUUCACCUAAACAAUGGGCCUCAUAUUCGCCAAACUGUGGAGCUUCUUCUGUAACCAAGAGCACAAAGUGAUCAUCGUUGGACUCGAUAAUGCAGGGAAAACCACUAUCCUCUACCAGUUUCUUAUGAAUGAGGUGGUCCACACGUCGCCCACUAUUGGAAGCAACGUGGAAGAAAUAGUGGUGAAGAACACACACUUCCUGAUGUGGGAUAUAGGAGGACAGGAGUCUCUCAGGUCCUCCUGGAACACCUACUACUCCAACACAGAGUUCAUCAUUCUGGUGGUGGACAGCACAGACAGAGAGAGGCUGGCCAUCUCUAAAGAGGAGCUCUACAGGAUGUUGGCUCAUGAGGACCUGCGGAAGGCAGCUGUUUUGAUAUUUGCCAAUAAGCAGGAUAUGAAGGACUGUAUGUCUGCAGCAGAGAUCUCCAAAUACCUCACCCUGAGCUCCAUCAAAGACCACCCGUGGCACAUACAGUCUUGCUGUGCACUUACAGGAGAGGGCUUAUGCCAAGGACUUGAGUGGAUGACCUCGAGGGCCGGGCUCAGAUAGCCCCUCCCUCAGCAGCCGAUGGCCUGACUACCUGCACCACCCACACGGUGGCACCACAGCUUGUCUUUACCAUAUUGUUACUUCUUAUUUUUUUAAAUGAUGAAUUUUAAUGGACUUUUCACCUCUGGAGAUGGCACAGGGCGGCGAAGCAACGACCCUCCCACGGCUGGAGCAGCUGGAAACGUGACCAGAGCCAAUGAACUGACCUCAGCGUGGAGGGGAAAAGUUUCUGUUUCACAGUACAGGAGGAGGAGGAGAAGAAAAAUAAUUUCAGGAGGACGAGGAGAAGAGGAAGUUAGGAGAAAGUCCAGGUGCGAAGCAGGGCUGCUCAUUUACACUACAUACAUAUCAUGUUACAUUACACUACAUUAUAUUCAGAAUAUGCCACAAACAUCAUGUUGGUACCCAUCUUUGGGAAGAUAUGGUGCAGCUCCAUUUUUAUUAUUGUUGUUUUGCCUCUGUUUAAGUUUGUUUAUGUUCGGGUGAAAGUCGAGGGUUUAUGAGCAGUGUUAUAAACACAUUUAAAUGGGACACUAAGUUGUGUUUGGAGUUUCAAGAUAAUGUUCUCUGAAUUUUUUUUAAUUUAAUUUUAUUUUUUUUAAACAGUUAGUCUUAGCACAGCCAUUAAUUUCUGUUACACACGACUUCAGUUUCAUAAGCUACAUUGUUUGUGGUUUUUCCCCACACGAGGACUUUUUGGUGGCGUGUUGAAAUGUGGUCAAAUUAAUGAACGUCCCUCCUUAUUAACUUUGAGCCUGUACUGGUGUAUUAUUGAGCCAAACGAUGUGUAUUCAAAGUGUUGGCAUGCAAACCUUUUCUUACAACUGACCAUCUUGAACAAAUAGAAAUUACUUUGACCGUUUAUUUAAGUUAGCAAAGCAACUGAAUGCCUGAAUCGUCUUUAUUUCAAAUGCAGGUACAAAGCUCAGUCUUAAUAACAGUAUUUUCAAUUUCGACACUAUGUUUUAUCAGUGAUGCAUAAUUAUUUUUAUUUUUAAUUUAUGCUCUUUUUUGGCUUUUAUAGACUUGUUCUAGUCUUGUUUUGUAUUAACAGAUGAUCACUGGUGCUCUGCAAGCGUGCGUCCGAUCCACUGUGUCAUCCUGUCAACAUUUCAUGCAGAAAAUCUGCAGCCAUUUUUGGCACACGUUCCUCUUUAAUCUUUUUCUUUAUAUAUAUAUAUACUUUUUAAAACAAAAGGGAUCAGAACACGCCACCAGUCAAAUAGUGGUCACACGUUUUGUCAGAAGCUUUUACUUAUCAAACGCCUGGGCUCGAGUUGAUCAGUGGUUUCGUGGCGUCGACAUGAUCCCAACUCGUCGCUUUUGCUAACAUACAGUUACGAUGCUUGAUGCUCGGCCUUAAACGUGCUGUUCUGAGUGUCUGGACGACUGUAUGCGUGUGAAUCUGACAGUGCGCUCAUGAUUAUUUUUUCUUACCCUUGUUUCCGUUGAUAACAGAUCUAUGCAUGUCACUUUGAAACCAUGUAUACCUUUUGCAAGCUCCACAGUGGCCAAAAAGGAGGAGGUGCAUGGGUUUCAUUGAACUGGUGUCCAUCUUGGUCAGGGAGGUGACUCUGGGUCUCUAGAAUAUAGCUUUUUUUUGGUGGUAUUUUUACUAAACUAAACAGGAAGAAGGGUAAACUGUGCAGCAGCCCCCCCUUGGCAGCAUUAAGGUUUACGGUUUGUCGUUGAACGCACAACACAAGGGGACUGAUCAUGUACUCUUAGUGUGGUGGUGUCUCGUCUCAGUCAUGUACUGUAUUUCACUUUUGUUUUCAAUAAACUUUUGAACCUCA
Messenger RNA from Scatophagus argus, 2730 nucleotides. RefSeq names its product ADP-ribosylation factor-like 8 (gene arl8). NCBI's taxonomy places the organism in Eukaryota, Metazoa, Chordata, Actinopteri, Scatophagidae. The transcript is spliced from 6 exons. The record is from RefSeq and is a predicted model, not a curated record. Gene Ontology annotation, biological process: vesicle-mediated transport; intracellular protein transport; protein localization to Golgi membrane. Gene Ontology annotation, cellular component: cytoplasm; trans-Golgi network. Gene Ontology annotation, molecular function: GTPase activity; GTP binding. The coding region runs from base 395 to 934 and encodes 179 amino acids.